Molecule: messenger RNA, 1634 nt
Organism: Ilex paraguariensis (yerba mate)
Lineage: Eukaryota; Viridiplantae; Streptophyta; Magnoliopsida; Aquifoliales; Aquifoliaceae
Source: the annotation of a GenBank genome assembly
CAUAAAUUGAUCGUAUAUAGGUGGUAGGAAAAGUCAAUGCAUUUUAUAAUAGGGUUGAAAUCCCAUAGGAAGAGGAGGCCUGGUAUACAUUAAUAUCAGACAUUUUUACCUUUUUUCUUGCUUUAUACACAUGAUUAUACACUUUUACCCUUUUUCUUGCUUAUACACGUGCUUAUACUUUAAUAAUCACAAUACUAUCUUACGUAUCGGAGGUCUCUCCCAGCAACACGUCAAGGGAUCUCUAACCUUUUGUCGUCUUUGAGCUCAUGUACAAGUCAAUUCCCGAUGACUCUAGGGCGCAUCUCAACAACUUUUAUAGCUGGUUCAGGUGGUACAAAUUUUUAUGUUUGUGUAGAGGUUUCACCCUCAUGGUAUUCUAGUAUCAUUUUAGGUUGUGGUAUCGAUUCAUGGAGCACUAAGAUACAUCAGUUGCGGAAUAGUAUUAGACAACACACACAAAAUGCUUGAUAGAAGUUGAACAUGAUGAGAUCAGAGUUUCGGGCCAUAUUAUGACGUCGUGUAAUAGUAUUGAUCAAUUCGAUGAUGACGACUUGAACGAAUCCUUAUUGACUUGGCGACGUUUUGGCCUACUCGCAUGAGACCUGUGAUUUACGUGAAAUGUGAAACAGUAUCAAAAUGAAAGUUGCCGAGUUGGAGAACUUAAUAGAAUCCUGUCGAUAUCAGCCAAUAGUUGAACCAUGAUUCCAGUUUAAAUUUAGUUUUUACUUGUAAUUGACCGUUCGAUAUUCUAAAAUGACCUACUAUUCUUCUCCUUCCAAAGUCACCAUGUCAUGAAGCAUAGCAGUAAAACCACCAUCUUUCUCCAUCUAAUGGAUUUUGGCCUGAUGAAGAGUUCAUUACUUAAAUAAGUGGCAAAGGGGUGUUCACUGUACAAAAAAGCAUCAAAACCUUUACUAAGCACACAUAGAGUAUAUGUAGCCUACUCUCCACCAAGACGAAACUUGAAUAACCAAGUUCUCCACGAAAUAUGAAGAAACGUCUAGAGACAUUCAAUUUCCUAUUAGUCAAACAGAAUAUCUUUUGUUAUAGUUAUAAAUUGCCCACUCCACAUCGCUCUCUUUCCAUAUGCACUCAUAUAGCACAGCAGGGCAACACUCCUCACCACACAUUUCCUUUUCCCAAUAUUUUCACUUUCCAAACCAUCAAUGAUUCUUCCUGCUUUUGGUGGACUUGGUGAAUCUGAAAAGAAAAAGACAUCUGUAGUAGAGAACAUUCUCCUGUCUAGUGCUGAUAGUGACGCAGUGCUGAAGAUUGCAGACUUUGGUCUCGCUCGAAUUUUAAAUCCAGAUGACUUUGCAGAGACAGUUUGUGGGUCCCCUUUGUACAUGGCUCCAGAAAUUUUACAUUUUCAAAGAUAUGAUGAAAAGGUUGACAUGUGGAGUGUUGGUGCAAUUUUUUUUGAACUUCUUAAUGGCAACCCACCUUUUCGGGGUAGUACUAACGUUCAGCUCCUGCAGAAUAUCAAGUCGUCUACUUGUCUUCCAUUUUCUCGGCUCAUCCUUUCAGAGUUGAACCAUGACUCUGUCGAUUUGUGUUCAAGACUAUUGUCUGUCAAUCCAGAAAACCGUUUGUCCUUUGAUGAGUUUUAUCAGCACAGCUUUCUGAGGAUAUAA